Messenger RNA from Acanthosepion pharaonis, 1059 nucleotides. The record is from the annotation of a GenBank genome assembly. NCBI's taxonomy places the organism in Eukaryota, Metazoa, Mollusca, Cephalopoda, Sepiida, Sepiidae.
AUGAGCCUGAAUCCAAACGUAGGCUCUCCAGCGAAGAAGUUCAAGUCCCAGCGUUCCACGAGGAAGGUGAUGCUCACCGUUUUUUGGGGGCAUAUGCAAGGCCCAAUCACCAUUUCAUUCCUUGAGAAAGAAAGCACUUCUCUUCAUUAUCUAUCUAUCUAUCUAUCUCAGUCUGUUCUGAUCUAUCUAUCUAUCUAUCUAUCUAUCUAUCUAUCUAUCUAUCUAUCUAUCUAUCUAUCUAUGCUAUCUAUCUUCUAUCUAUCUCUCUUUCUCUCUCUCUCUAUAUAUAUAUAUAUAUAUAUAUAUAUAUAUAUAUAUCUUACCAAAUCUAUCUAUCUAUCUAUCUAUCUUUGUUUGUUUAUAUCUAUCUAUAUAUCUAUCUAUCAUAACGUCUUUCUUUUCAAAUCUAUCUAUCUAUCUAUCUAUCUAUGUUUGUUUAUAUCUAUCUAUAUAUCUAUCUAUCAUAACGUCUUUCUUUUCCAAUCUAUCUAUCUAUCUAUCUAUCUAUCUCUGUUUAUAUCUAUCUAUAUAUCUAUCUAUCAUAACGUCUUUCUUUUCAAAUCUAUCUAUCUAUCUAUCUCAGUUUAUAUCUAUCUAUAUAUCUAUCUAUCUAUCAUAAUGUCUUUCUUUUCAAAUCUAUCUAUCUAUCUUUGUUUGUUUAUAUCUAUCUAUAUAUCUAUCUAUCAUAACGUCUUUCUUUUCAAAUCUAUCUAUCUAUCUAUCUUUGUUUGUUUAUAUCUAUCUAUAUAUCUAUCUAUCAUAACGUCUUUCUUUUCAAAUCUAUCUAUCUAUCUAUCUAUCUAUCUAUCUAUCUUUGUUUGUUUAUAUCUAUCUAUAUAUCUAUCUAUCAUAACGUCUUUCUUUUCAAAUCUAUCUAUCUAUCUAUCUCUGUUUAUAUCUAUCUAUAUAUCUAUCUAUCAUAAUGUCUUUCUUUUCAAAUCUAUCUAUCUAUCUCUAUUUAUAUCUAUCUAUAUAUCUAUCUAUCAUAAUGUCUUUCUAUUCAAAUCUAUCUAUCUAUCUAUCUCUGUUUAUAUCUGUCUAUAUAUCUAUCUAUCAUAA